Molecule: messenger RNA, 7352 nt
Organism: Vespa velutina
Lineage: Eukaryota; Metazoa; Arthropoda; Insecta; Hymenoptera; Vespidae
Gene: Hmt4-20
Product: histone-lysine N-methyltransferase Suv4-20
Exons: 9
Coding region: 707-4192 (1161 amino acids)
Cellular component (GO): nucleus
Molecular function (GO): histone H4K20 methyltransferase activity; protein binding
Source: RefSeq, a predicted model, not a curated record
UUUAAAUUAGAUAGAACGAAGCUACCGACCUCGCGACAAGAAAUUCACUUUUAAUCUUGUUAUCGUCCACGAAAGAUUAUCCUUUGGACAUUUUACGUUAAAAUUACGUGUAAUGAAAUAUUCAAGAAAAUAGAAGAACGAGAAAGGGAAAGAGAGAAGAGAGCGCGCGCAAAAAAGAGAGAGAUAGAGAGAAAGAGAGAGAGAGAGAGAGAGAAAGAGAGAGAGAGAGAGAGAGAGCGAGAGAGAGCGAGAGAGAGAGAGAGAGAGAGAAAGAACAAGAAAAAGAAAAAGAUAGAAGGAAUCGGAAUUACGAUGGUCCAUUGAGCAAAGUCCCUAAACGAUGAUCGUACUCUGCCUAUUCCAGAGUGCACAUAUGUGUAUGCAUGACGUACGCGACAGUCGUAUACUUCAAAAAGAUGGAUUUUCUCUCGUAUCAGCUCGAUUAAAGGAUCUCGCCGAAGGUCUACCUUCGUAAAGAGAAGGAACGAGUUCGCGUAGACUCGAACUCAACGACGAUAGGAAACGUUAGACGAAUUGUAGAUUCGAUCGUUACUCAAAAAAGUGUGAAAGUGUGCGUCGCGAUCGGAUCUGCCAUGAUAGAUCCGAACGCGUCUUCGCGGCGCCCGAAAAUAGUCGAGAAUCAUUGGGAAAAUGCGUGAAUACUGCUAUAAGGAGCGUUCCUUCGUGUAAAAGUCAGGAUUGCAGAAUGGUGGUAGAUUGCUUGUCAAUCCAAGGCUCAGCAGCUGCAGCACGGAAGCAGGAGCGAAGGCUAGGUGGAUCUGUUAGUGCAAAAAUGCAAUCAAAUGCCCUUAAUAACGGGGGUGGAGGUGGAGGUGGAAUGACACCAAAAGAACUUUCAGAUAACGAUGACCUAGCUACUUCCCUCGUGCUAGAUCCAUAUUUAGGAUUUACCACUCACAAGAUGAAUAUAAGAUACAGGCCGCCCAAAGCAAACAAAGAAGACUUACGCAAAAUUAUUUGUGAAUUUAUCCAAACUCAAAAUUAUGAAAAGGCUUAUAAAAAACUUAUGGGUGGGGAUUGGGGGGCAAGGCUUCCACACACUAAAUCCAAACAGCAGCAGAUCAAUUUGGAGAAACAUAUUUAUCGGUAUUUGAGAGUUUUCGAUAAGGAUUCUGGAUUUGCCAUUGAACCAUGUUAUAGAUAUAGUUUAGAAGAGCAAAAAGGAGCAAAGAUAUGUGCCACUCGUAAGUGGUUGAAGCAUGAAAAAAUAUCUUGUCUUGUUGGUUGUAUCGCAGAACUUAGUGAAAAGGAGGAAGCUGCACUACUCCACCCAGGGAAAAAUGAUUUUUCAGUGAUGUACAGUUGCAGAAAAAAUUGUGCACAAUUGUGGUUAGGUCCUGCUGCAUAUAUAAACCACGAUUGCAGAGCCAAUUGCAAAUUUGUAGCUACUGGUCGAGAUACCGCGUGCGUCAAGGUACUACGAGAUAUCGAAAUAGGUGAGGAAAUAACUUGUUUCUACGCAGAAGAUUUCUUUGGAGAUGGAAAUUGUUAUUGCGAAUGUGAAACAUGCGAAAGAAGAGGAACCGGAGCAUUUGCCAGCCAAAAACCUGGAGAAGAACUUUCUUCUGGAUACCGCUUGAGAGAAACAGAUAACCGCAUCAAUAGAACAAAGCAUCGACAGCAACCAUUGGGUAGAAAUAAACAACAAGCUGAUGGUGCUUUAACUGAAAAAAAUGCAGUCCUUGUUGACAAUGCAGCUAUUGCACCGCAAUCUCUUAGUAUGAAAGAAUUGCGACGCAAGGGACUUACGAAGUAUGACGCGGAACUUUUGAUUGCGCAAGGUUGUAGAUUUUCAGAUAUUGCUCAACAGCAACCAUCGAUAAAUAACGGAGAAAAUGUCUUGCAAACUUCUCGACCUCAUCCCUAUACAAGUACUAAUUCUGUGACAAGAAAUCUUAGAAACAAGGUUCAACAUAACAAAUGUGAAAACAACGGCAAUGAAAGAAAUGUAAAAACUGGUCAAAGUCUUAGGGCUUCCAGGCUUCAAAAGAGAACAGAAUCCAAAAGAUCAAAGAAUAAUGACAAAACUGAGUCUACCUGUUUGGAUGUACCUAUAGAAAAAACUUCUGCAGAAUCAAGUGAUCAUAAAGAAGAACUGGAUAGAACAAUAGCAAAUAAAGAAACCGUGUAUUCGAGAGUGCCGAAACAUCAUGUCCAUAAUACAUCAUCUUCGUCUCCGAAUUUUGAGUCUGAUCUUCGAAAUUCAAUUCGCAAUGCAUCAAAGCAAUUAACUUCCUCUGCCUUUCAGAAAGAAUGUUCUGUUAGAUUAAUUGUUGGAAAUACGAGACAUACAAGUAACGAUAACGUAGAAGAGAAAGGAAUACCUAAGCUUGCGAUAGAAGUUGAUCCAAAUAUUAUAAGUAAUAUUGACACUUUCAGUUAUAAAAAAAGACAUUAUAGUACAAAUUCCUGUGAUUCAGUUCAAGUAAGUUCCACAUCCCUGCCUCACGUUGAUCAUAUAAGUGCCACAAAUAAUCAUGAACCAGCUUUACAAAAUACAAAUACAUCUAACACUUUUUGCUGCACUUUAGCGAAUACGCAAAAUGUUAAUGAAAAAGGCAACCAUUGUGAAACACCUGAAAAAAUAUCUAAUAAUUGUAUUAAUAAGUUAACAAAAUGUUCCAAAUCAGUGUUAGUAGAUGAGGUGAAAGAUGAUAGUAAUGUUGUAUAUAAUGAAUUUCCUCAGGAGCUCAAUUGUUAUAAUUCACCGAUAUAUAGAAAAAUUCCUCGGAAUAUUGAUUUUCGAGGAACCAGUAGAACACCUUCUAUUUCGUGUGAGAUCAGAUCUGAUGAUGAGUGUCACAAAAUGGAUACUGCAAGUAUAAUAAUAGUGGAUAAAUGUGAUAGAGUGAAAGAAAAGGUGGAAAAUCUUGUGAGUGAUCCAACGAAUACUUCUGUUACUGUUGGAUUUUGUGAACUUGAUACCGUUAAAGAUACUGCCAAUAUAAAGAGUGAUUGUGAAAGUGUUCAAAUGUCUUGUAAUGCAGUUUUGGAUCAUACAAAUGAGCUUGAUCCGAAAGGCAAUAUGUAUUUUAAAAAUAUUCAAAACAAAGUGGAUAUAAAACCUGAAGACUGUGAAAUACCUGAAGUCAGUACAACAGACAGUGAAUCUAAACUUCUAAUGGCAAAAGAAAUUAGCACAAACUUAAGUAGAAUUGAAGAAAAUGACUGCAAUGCGAGUAUUAAUGAUACAAAUUCUGAGGAUAGUUGUAGUUUUACAAUGAAAAGAUCCACGCAUCAGCAAAAGGAGAUAACAGACAUGCCGUUAAAAUCACGAAAGAGUCAGAAAAGUACAAAACGUUCUCCAAAAUCUCGAUUCAAUGAUAUUGUAAAUGUUACACAAUGUCGUACGGAAGAUAGUGCAAAUACAGUGGUAGCAAAGAAUUGUGCUAAAACGGAAAAAGAAAAAAGUAGACUGACAAGGAGUCAAAGGAGGGAUCAGCAAAGACCACAGACUUCUGAAAUUGGAGUAGCGGAUGAUGAUUCAGGCAUACAGGGUGAUAUAUAUGAAUUUAGUGAAAAAGAAAGUAACUUGGAGGAUAUUGGUAUACCAUCAAUAAUACGACGUGGUAAAUGUGAAAAUCGUCAUAUAUCUGGAGUUUCGUCGCAUUUACAAGAAGUUCAGUGUAAUAACGAAUAUAACAAAACUGAUCCUCCGAUAUUGAUGCCUGAAGAGCCAUGGCCUCCGUCUAAUAGUCUGGGUCAUUCAACAGAAACAGAUAUCAGUAGCCAAUCAAGGGAAAACUCUGUUGAUGUUGGUGAGAGUUUGAAAAGAUUGACUGUUUGCAACAAUGGUAGUAUAGAAAAAAGAUCAACGUUAUCCGAGUGUCAAUGGCAGACUGAUACUAGUAAUUGUCGAGUUUGUCCUACAACUCCUGAAAGAACUGGUGGUAGAUUAAAGCUCACAUUACGUAUGAAACGUUCUCCAGUUUUGGAUGAUAUUGUAGAAUCAGGUACUAGUCUAAGUGAAGACAGUUAUGAACCUGAAUACGAAGUAUUACGCGUUGAAGGAGUGGAAAGAAGUAAACGGCGGAAGAAACAUAAAACUCGGGAUCGAGAAAGACGGCACAAGAAACGCGAAUUAAAUCUUGAUCCGCCUCCGCCACCUAUGAAAAGAUUAAGAUUAAUUUUUGGAAAUGAAACACACACUAUUGAUCUGCCACAUUCUUAACAGCUAUAAAAUUCAUUGUGUAUACACCAUCAUUGAUUAUAACAGACUAUUAUUAUGAUUAUAAUUAUGCACGAGAGUUUAAGCCUCCUUGUCCUUUAAGACUUCAUGACUAUUGUUUAUGAUUUAUUAUUAACAAAGGAGAAAAUGAUCUAUUAGUAUUGUCACAUUUUCCAUAUUUUCAAUUUUCCUUAACUUCCUAAUUUAUUCCUUGUUCUUUUAUAAAUUAAAAUGUACUUAUUCCUAUAACAACGAAUAGCUAAAGGCCUAGUAAUGUUCUUCAAAUAUGGUUAUAAAUUGAACAAGAUAUGAUGUUGGUUUUAUAUAAACAAAAGAAAUAUCACCUAUAAAUUCCAUAUGUGAAACAAAAAUUGGCCAAUUAUAUCAGAUCGUAAGAUUAGUCCAUAACACAUAGAUAUUUGUGCAAAAUAAUUUCAUAUAACUACAUAAAGAUAUUACACAAAUAAAAUGACUUGCUAAUAAAAAUGAUCAUAAUUUAGAUGAAGCAAUUUUCUUUUUCUUUUUUUUUUCUUUUUUUUUUUUUUUUUUUUUUUUUUUUUUUUUUUUCUUUUUUUUUAUUUCUACCGUGCCGAUUAGUAAACGAAAUAUUGAUAGAUAUAUAUGUCUGAAAUACUUUAUUCUCCUCCAACUUUGAUGUUUUAUGAUAAAACAUUAAGAAAUACAUAUUUUAGUUGCAAUUUGAAACAUAAAUUAAUAAACUGAAUGGAAACAUUUUUCUCAUGCAAAAUUUAUAUAAUAUUAUAUUCUUUUUUAAUGGUGAAGAACUGGUUAAGUAGGACAAGGUAUACUACACACUGUGUCUUUGUGUGUUACUGCAGGCAACACGGACAAAGAGGAGGAUCCAUACACUUAUACUAUGUAUAAUAAUUAAUACUAAAUAAUUGAAUUGGCUAAAUAAUAGCUAGUAUAUAAUAAUUAUUAUUCCCAAAUGCGUGAUCGAAUGUCAUGAUAAUAUUGUAAAUAAUACUUAUAUUAUAUAUAAAUAUGUGUGUAUGUUGGUGCCUAUUGAAAACUAUAUACACACAUAUUUGUGUGUAAAAAGAAUUCAUACUUGUAUUCUGUAUCUGGAUGUACUACAAUGCCUUGAUACGAAAUCAAUGUCAAAGAAAAGCAUUGCACAUACCAGGGUAUACUGAAUGCUAUCAUUAAAAUUAUUAUGAAGAAGUAUUACAAGAAAAUUUAGUUAGUGACGCAGGCUAUGAAAUGCUUACUUGAAUAUCCAGAUUCUUUUGAUGAUUAUAAGCAAUCGUUAUAAUAUAUCUUUCGAAUAUUACAUUUUUUGUUAUAAUUAUCAGUAUAACGUGACGUGAUCACUUCAAUUUAUACGUUAUAAUCGAAGUCGCUAACAUAGCACUAAUAGUAAAAGGCUGUUAUGUUUAUUGACAAAUUACAGCCUAUUUAAAAUAUUUUAAAAUUCAUCAAAUAGCAAAGAAAUUAUGCACAUACUUUUGGUGUGAGCAUAUGCUAUUGUACAUAAAAUUGUAAUCUUUUAUUGAGAUAUUUACCAGAUAAAGGUUCUUAUUUCAAUUAUAUUUUAUGUGGUAUAAUGUAUAAGUUUACUAUUUAAAUGGGCCGUUACUUGUAAUAUAAGUACUAUUUGGAUCUGUAUUAUACAUGUUAUUUAAUAAUUAGGUGUAUAUUUGCUUAUUAUUUAGAAACUAUGCUUAUGACAAAUUAUAAGGGGAAUUACAAGUGACAGAUUCUAUAUCACUACGAUUGCAAUAAAAAUAUCUUCAUAAUAAUAAUAAAUAACAAAGUAAGCAGCGAUGACACCAACAGAAGAAAUAUCGAAAAUUCCAACAAAAAUAUUUAUGAGUUAUAUUUGCAUAAAACUUGUUUCAGUUUGCAUGUAAUAUGAUUUAGACAUCGCUUUUUCUACUAUAAAUACUUAUGAAUUAACAUAGUGACAUAUAUAUAAAUAAAUACAAAAUAAUAUGACAGAACUUAAACUCUAAUAGUUAAUAUGUAAAAAAUUAUAUCUAUUUUUGUGCCUCUUUUCUGCAUGGCUAUGGUACAAAACACGAUGAAAACAAGCAAUCAUUAAUAUAUUUUUAUGUGUUUCGUAUCAAUGAUUUUUGUGACAAAAUCAAUGUAAAUAUUAUCAAAUAAUACUAAAUAUUUUUCUUAGUUUUCUCUUUCUUUGGAGAAUACUUAAGUCGACAAAAUAUGAGUAUUGCCACCUCAAUAUGUUAUUCCAAUGUCUCAUGAAAACAGGUAAUGGGUACAAUAGGAAGACUUAAAUUAAUUUUGUAAUAAAUUAUUUACUGACAAGUUUAUCAUUUUAAUUAUAUUCAAGAAUCAAUGAUUUACAUGUAACUUUUAUAUUCUAUAGAUAGGCAAGUUAUUAAAUUACAUAAAAUAGUGAAUGAAAUUAACAAAGAAGCAUGUAAAAUUGAAAAGGUAAACAAAAUGGAUUUUAUCAGAUCAACAUUUUUACUUGUUAAGAUCCUUUUCUUUUUCUUUAAAAUUGAAAAGUACAUAAACAAUGUUUAUUUUAUAUUUAUUUCAAUACUCUGUGAAUUUUAUAGAAUUUUAUUAAAAUUUUUUUUAUAUAAUAACGUUAAUCGUUAUAUGGAUUGAUUAUCUCAAAUAUAAUCUAAACGUAGCGGCCCAUUUUGUCUAAACUUCGAUGAUGAAAGAAAAAGACUCAUGUGACAAUAGAAGAUUAUAAAAUUGUGGUUCUUCAUGUAGUUUAAAUAACGUAUUUUCGAUGGAUUUGCACGAUGAAGGAAAUACUACGUCCAUAUUUUGAAUGCGUUAAAAAAUGUAUUACCGAACAAGAAAAUUAUGAGUCGAAAUGACACGUACGAGUAAAUUUUCAAAAUUAAAAUUAUCUUAUAACUCUAUUAAAUCCAUAAAUAUUUAACUUUCAUUGUCGGCAGAAUUUACAUCACUGCCAUUAAAAAAAUCCUUUUUUUUUUUUUUUUAGCACAUACGAGACUGCGGGGUGCAAUGUCAUUAUAAUUAUUAUAAUAAUUAUAGACGAGUUUUACGACAUUAGGGGAAAAAAAUAUUCUUGAAUAUUCAUCGGAGUAAUUCAACAUAUUUUCAUCUUCAUCUGUACAUUAUAAUUGUAUUGUUGUCUUUGUUGAGCAAUUCGACAAAUGAUUUAUGAAAAAAAAAUAUAUAUAUAUAAAAUGUA